Molecule: messenger RNA, 714 nt
Organism: Macrosiphum euphorbiae (potato aphid)
Lineage: Eukaryota; Metazoa; Arthropoda; Insecta; Hemiptera; Aphididae
Source: the annotation of a GenBank genome assembly
AUGACGGAAGAUAUGUCAAAAAUAUACUUAGAUGAAGACAAAAAUUUACAGUUUAAUGAUAUUUAUUUAGAGGAAAUCACAGAAAAAACACAAAUCAUUGAGCCUUCAAUUAGUGGCUCCAAUCAAACAUUGGAAAAACUGUUAGAAAAAUUGCUCGAAAGCAAACAAUCAAAAUCUGAUACUCAAAAUUUAGGAACAAUUGCUAAGGAUUUCAUGAUAGAUAAAUUCAAUGGCAGAAGCUCAAAUGCUAACCAGUGGAUGGAAAUUUUUAAUAAGGAAUGUAGACGUUUCCAGAUCAACGGGGACAAAAAGAAAAUUGAAAUUUUGAAACAUUUUUUGGAAUGCUCCGGCGCAGAGUGGUACAGCUGUAUGCUAAUGAAACUUACAGUAGAGUCAGAGUGGGACAUAUGGGAGAAAAAUGUUUGUAAUACAUUUGCAAACAAAGGAUGGUCACCCAUUAGAUAUGCACUUGCUUUUAAAUAUCAAACAGGUUCAUUACUUGAGUAUGCUUUAAAAAAAGAAAAAUUAUUACUGGAAGUAAGGAAAUCGAUUGAUACAGGAACACUUAUAGACCUCAUAGUUUUUGGUCUACCAAAUUAUGUAGCUGAUAAAAUUGAUAGAGACAUUUUACAAGGCACAGAAAAUCUUUACAAUGAAAAAGGAAAAUUGGAACACACCGUUGGGAAGAAUAGGUAUGAAAAAAAAGUACUAUAA